UUAGGGUUGAGGCUAGGGUUCCGUUAUCUUAUUCUGCUCCACUCCACCGCAGUGGCCCCUUCUCUGGUAUCCGCCCCUUCUCUGGUAUCUCGGAUGCCGCCAUGUCUCGCCUCACCUUGGAGCAAAUCUCUCGCGAGAACAAGAACAGCGAAGUGGUCUCGACCACUUCGCUUCAGCUCUCCCAUCGAGCACUCUCCAAUGUCUCGUGUUUGAGUAAAUUCCAGAACUUGGAGAGGCUCGACCUCAACUGCAAUUGUCUUUCAACUCUCGAGGUAGUUUCGUUGGUUUUUUCUGCUGAUAGUUAUCUGGCUUUGAUUCCAAAUGAGUGGGACAAUUUACUUCAGUUUCAUCAUCAUCCAUUGUUGAUAAAGUGUAAUUCUAGUUCAUGAUUUACUGCUACAAUAGUAGUUAGCAUGUGUUUGUUUUACUUUUUAGUUGGAAUUUAUUUUACAUGCCAAUCUGUUAUUUUUCUUUUCUUUUUUUUUAAUAUGUUAGAGAUAAUGGGUUAAUUAGGUGGGAGGGUUUCAAACUCUCGAUGCUCGAUGCAGGAUCUGUCUUCAUGCAUCAAUUUAAAGUGGCUUUCUGUCGUGGAAAACAAGCUUGAAAGCUUAAAAGGGGUUGAAGGUCUCACUAAGCUGACAGGGUUAUUUGGAUCAUGUUUAAGGUGGCUAUAUUCAGUUGUCCUGCUGGUAAUCUGACAGUACAACUUUGAAGGGUAUCAAGGAUUCAGCUUAGUCAGUUGCAGUGCUUAUACUCUUUGAGAUGAGCAUCAAGCUUGUUCAAAUUGGAAACAGACCCUCAUAGGAUCACAUGGUUCUAAAGCAAAAGAGGCCAAACAUUAAAUGGUGUUAAAUGCUGGAAAGAAUAAGCUCCGAACAAUGAAUGAAAUUAGAUCUGUCACAAGCUUACGAGCUUUAAUUCUGAAUGAUAACAACAUAUCUUCGAUCUGCAAGCUUGAUCAGCUUCAGUACUUGAACACACUUGUUCUUUCACGAAAUCCAAUUCAUAAUAUUGGUGACUCGUUGCUGAAACUGAAAUCUAUCACAAAACUGUCCCUCUCCCAUUGUCAAAUCGAAAAUAUUGGAUCUUCUCUGAUGUCGUGUGUGGAUUUGAAGGAAAUCAGAUUUGCUCACAACAAGAUCAUGACUCUCCCAGCUGAACUGGCACAGAACAUCAAAGUCCAAAAUUUUGAUCUGGGGAACAAUCUGAUUGAGAAUUGGUCAGACUUAAAGGUUCUUUCUGCAUUACACAACUUAAAAAACCUCAACUUACAAGGAAAUCCUAUUGUUGAGAAAGAUAAGUUAGCUAAGAAGGUCAAAAAGUUGUUACCAAAUUUGAGGAUAUUCAAUGCUAAGCCCAUAGAAAAGAGUGGCAGGAGUGAGAAGAUCUCUGGAGAAGAUGGCUUGGCUUGCAGUAAGGAUAAUCUUCCUCUCCAUAAUGCCCCUGAAAUUGAAGCAAAGGAUGAAGUAAAGAGGAAAAGGCCCAAAUUAGAUGUUAAGGUCUCUGCAGAGGACAUUCCAAAAAGCUCUAGUCAGGAAGAUAGUGUCUUUCAAGUUUCCACUAUGGUUGAAACUAAAAAGGAAAUAAAGGGGAAAAAAUCGAAACCAAGUGUGAAAACCAAGAAAAAUAAUGCAGUUCAAUCAGAGAAUGGCAAUUCUCCUGGUGAUGCUACUGAUUUAAAAAAUGCAAAGGAAUCAAAGAGAGAGCCUGUGAACAAAGAACAGAGCAAAUUUGAGGGAAUUGAUGAUGCAGAAACACCAUUAUUGAACCUUGUUCUAUCAGAUAAGACUAGUCAAGAGUUGGACAAUAAGAAGGACAAUGAAGUAGUUUCAGAUACCAAGUUGCUUGGAGGAUUGGUUGUCAACCAUGCUAAGAAGAAGAAAAAGGUUAAGGGUGUACAUAGGGGCCAUUCAGCACUUCAGUUCCUGGCCCCGAUCUCAGAAAUUGGAAUGGGUGGGCCAUCAGCAUGGGAUGAUUAGUCCGUAAUCAAACUCUCAAGCAUUUGCCAAAACUGGUUAAUCUCUUUCAAGUAUGAUACUUGAACUUAGGUAUUUACUCAUAAUAGUUUCAUGUAGUGUAUGAAUAUCAAUCUGUCAACAGUUUUUUUUUUAUCAAAUUUUGUUUGUAGAGACAGAGACCUGCUCAACAAGGUCUAUCAAACCCCUCUUUCCAACCGAAAACA
Messenger RNA from Elaeis guineensis (African oil palm), 2182 nucleotides. The record is from RefSeq and is a predicted model, not a curated record. NCBI's taxonomy places the organism in Eukaryota, Viridiplantae, Streptophyta, Magnoliopsida, Arecales, Arecaceae.